AUGGAAAUGAAGAAGCUCUUGUCCAUCUUCUUCCUUCUUUCCACAAUCUUAUGCCUUUUCACUGGCAAUGCUAGUGCUGGAGGUGUCUUCAAUGUGCUUUCUUAUGGUGCCAAAGCAGAUGGCAAAACUGAAAACUCAAAGGCAUUCCUUGAUACAUGGAAGGCGGCUUGCAAUGCUACCGGUUAUGCUAAGUUUGUUGUUCCUGGCGGGACGUACCUCCUUGGUCCGGUGAGGUUCACUGGCCCUUGCAGGAAUGUCCGGACCAUGGCAGUGCAAGUACAGGGGUUAUUGAAGGCAACUACAAAUUUGAAAAGUUAUCCAAGUGAUACUUGGGUGCUGUUUGGAUGGGUUGAUAAUCUCAUUCUCACUGGUGGUGGUACCUUUGAUGGUCAGGGUGCCUUAGCUUGGCCCUUCAACGAGUGUCCUAAGAAGAAGCACUGCAAAAUCCUCCCCACUAAUAUAAAGUUUGUGAAUACAAACAAUACGGUGGUGAAUGGGAUAACAUCAUUAAACAGCAAGAUGUUCCAUAUGGCUGUGCUGCAUUGCAACAACUUCCAAGCCCGGAACUUGAAGAUCAUAGCUCCGGCCAACAGCCCCAACACUGACGGCAUCCACAUCGAACGUAACUCUGGUGUUUCCAUAACUCAAUCUCAUAUCGGUACAGGCGAUGACUGUGUAUCCAUUGGCCAAAGUAACUCUGAUGUUUUCCUCGCCAACAUCAAGUGCGGUCCUGGCCAUGGCAUCAGUAUUGGAAGUUUGGGAAGGUAUAAGAAUGAAGGAGAUGUGAGAAAUCUUGUUGUGAAGGAUUGCACACUGACAGGCACUGAUAAUGGAGUGAGAAUUAAGUCAUGGGAGAAUUCUCCAAGCGUGAGCAAUGUUGUUAACAUGACAUUUGACAAUAUAAUCAUGAACAGAGUUGAAAAUCCAAUCAUCAUCGAUCAAACAUACUGUCCUUACCACAAGUGCGACACUUCGGCUCCAUCAAGGGUGAGGAUUCGUGAUGUGAGCUUCAAGAACAUCAGAGGAACAUCAAUGUCACCGGUGGCGGUGUUGCUUGAUUGUAGCAGAGGAGUGCCGUGCCAAAAUGUUAAAAUGCAAGAUGUUAACUUGAGGUAUGUUGGUGGACAGGCAGGCGUUCAAGUUUCCAGUGCCACUUGCAACAACGUAAAGGCUGCGUAUUCUGGCAAACAAGUCCCACCACCGUGUCAAUAG
Dioscorea cayenensis subsp. rotundata (Guinea yam) is the source of this 1212-nucleotide messenger RNA. RefSeq names its product exopolygalacturonase-like. Lineage: Eukaryota; Viridiplantae; Streptophyta; Magnoliopsida; Dioscoreales; Dioscoreaceae. Gene Ontology annotation, molecular function: polygalacturonase activity. The record is from RefSeq and is a predicted model, not a curated record. Gene Ontology annotation, biological process: carbohydrate metabolic process.